Messenger RNA from Alosa sapidissima (American shad), 4933 nucleotides. It is a transcript of the gene rag1, whose product is annotated as recombination activating 1. Gene Ontology annotation, molecular function: double-stranded DNA endonuclease activity; sequence-specific DNA binding; ubiquitin protein ligase activity. Gene Ontology annotation, biological process: adaptive immune response; pre-B cell allelic exclusion; V(D)J recombination. Gene Ontology annotation, cellular component: nucleus; endodeoxyribonuclease complex; DNA recombinase complex. Lineage: Eukaryota; Metazoa; Chordata; Actinopteri; Clupeiformes; Clupeidae. Bases 180 to 3455 code for a protein of 1091 amino acids. The record is from RefSeq and is a predicted model, not a curated record. The transcript is spliced from 4 exons.
AGAGAGAGAGAGAGAGAGAGGAUGGAUAAAAAGAUGGAGUGAAAAUAAAGGCUGAGUGAACUGAUAAACACUGUGGAAAGCUAGUUACAAAGCUGCAGACAAAGGCGCUGAGGAGAGUAGGAGGAUGCCACCAUGUUUCCUACAUGGACCCUCCAUGUACUUGAGGCCUGGCUGAUGUCAUGGAGUCGCGGACGAAUAUCCCCAGGUAUGCAAUGCCGGACGAGGUGCAGCACACGUACUCCAAGUUCUCGGACUGGAAGUUCAAGUUGUUCCGGGUCAGGUCCAUGGAGAAGGCGCCCCUGCCCAGCGAGCCCCCUCCAAACGCGGCGGUUCCCCCAAAGUCCCAGGGGGAUGAGGAUCUGGGGCAUCCAGGCAGCCUGAUGAAGCUCUGCCUCGGGGGCAAGAGCAAGGAGAACGUGGAGGCCGCCAGCCAGCGCGUGGACCAGAAGCUGCAGGAGAUGGACACUCACAUGGGCUGCCUCAAGAGUUUGUGCCGCCUCUGUGGGAUGUCACUGCGCAAAGCCAAGGGGCCCGAGCACGAUGUCCAAGACAUGCUGGACGAAUCCAGUCGGCUCUCCCUGCGCAAGAUGGGCUGCAAGGCCCAGGGCUGGCCGGAGGUCAUCCUGAAGGUGUUCAAGGUGGACGUGGCGGCGGACAUGGAGACGGUGCACCCGCAGGCAUUCUGCCACCGCUGCUGGAUGGCCGCCAUGAGGGGGGGCGGCUUCUGUUCCUUCGGCCUGACCCGGGUGCCCGAAUGGCGGCCGCACACCUCCGGAUGUCUGCUCUGCUUCCCCAAGACGCCCUCGGCCUUCCAGCGCAAGGGGCGCAAGCGCGCCAAAGCCCUCCGAAGAGCCCCGGCUCUGGCCAAAAGGGUGAAGCGGGAAGCCCAGAGCGCCGCUGCUGGCGUCGGGGGCAAGAGGGUGCUGAGAGCCUUAGUGGACCAGCAGCAGCAGCAGCAGCAGCAGCAGCAGCAGCAGCCACCACAUGGGCCUGUGAGCAGGAGCAGCAGGGUGAAGCCGGGCGCACAGAGAGCCCUGUGGGUGAAGAACAUCACCCUCUGCCAGAGAGACCACCUGAGCUCCAAGCUGCUGCCCGACGACCUGCCCGCCGACUUCCUCCGCGCCGUCACCUGCCAGGUGUGCGACCACCUGCUGAGCGACCCCGUCCAGUCCCCCUGCCGACACCUCUUCUGCCGUGGCUGCAUCCUCAAGUACAGCCGGGCGCUGGGUGCCCAGUGCCCAGUCUGCGAGCUGCCCUGCCCGGAGCCCACAGAGCUGAAGGGCCCGCCCAAGGCCUUCCUGGUGGUGCUGCAGUCCCUGCCCCUGCUGUGCCCCAGGGAGGGCUGUGGUGAGCUGGUCAGGAUGGACUCCUUCAGGGCCCACUGCCAAGGCCACCUCCAUCAGAGGCAGCCGGACGAAGACGACCUGCUGGGCCCGGAUGUGGACAGGGAUCUGGACGGAUACUUGCCGGUCAACAAGGGCGGGCGCCCACGCCAGCACCUGCUGUCCCUCACCAGGCGUGCGCAGAAGCACCGGCUCAAGGAGCUGAAGAACCAGGUGCGGGCGUUCGCCGACAAGGAGGAAGGAGGGGACACCAAGUCUGUCUGUCUGACACUCUUCCUGCUGGCUCUGAGGGCGGGGAACGAGCACAAACAGGCAGAUGAGCUGGAGGCCAUGAUGCAAGGCAGGGGGUAUGGUUUGCAUCCUGCUGUGUGCCUUGCCAUCAGGGUCAACACCUUCCUCAGCUGCAGCCAGUACCACAAGAUGUACCGCACCGUCAAGGCCACCAGUGGGCGCCAAAUCUUCCAGCCGCUGCAUACCCUGCGCGCCGCUGAGAAGGAGCUGCUGCCGGGCUUCCACCCCUUCGAGUGGCAGCCAGCUCUGAAGGCCGUGUCUAGUAGCUGGGACGUGGGCAUCCUGGACGGGCUCUCGGGCUGGAUGAGCUCGGUGGAGGACGUGCCUGCAGACACCAUCGCCCGGCGCUUCCGCUACGACGUGGCCCUGGUGUCGGCGCUCAAGGACCUGGAGGAGGACCUGAUGGAGGGCCUGAGGGAGCAGGGCCUGGACGACAGCUCAGUGACGGGCUUCAACGUCACCAUCAAGGAGUCAUGCGACGGCAUGGGCGACGUGAGUGAGAAGCAUGGCGGUGGGCCGGCGCUGCCCGAGAAGGCCGUGCGCUUCUCCUUCACCAUCAUGUCGGUGUCGGCGCAGGUGGAGCCCGAGGACGAUGAGCCAGCCAGCUCCCCGGUGGUCAUCUUCCACGAGAUGAAGCCCAACUCGGAGCUCUCCUGCAAGCCGCUGUGCCUGAUGUUCGUGGACGAGUCGGACCACGAGACGCUCACGGCCAUCCUGGGCCCCGUGGUGGCUGAGCGGGACGCCAUGAAGGAGAGCCGCCUCAUCCUGUCGCUGGGCGGCCUGCCGCGCUCUUUCCGUUUCCACUUUCGGGGCACGGGCUAUGACGAAAAGAUGGUGCGUGAGAUGGAGGGGCUGGAGGCGUCCGGCUCCACCUACAUCUGCACGCUGUGCGACUCCACGCGCGCCGAGGCCUCGCACAACAUGGUGCUGCACACCAUCACGCGCAGCCACCAGGAGAACCUCGAGCGCUACGAGCUGUGGCGCACCAACCCCUUCGCCGAGUCGGCCGAUGAGCUGCGCGACCGCGUCAAGGGCGUCUCGGCCAAGGCCUUCAUGGAGACGCAGCCCACGCUGGACGCGCUGCACUGUGACAUCGGCAACGCCACCGAGUUCUACAAGAUCUUCCAGGACGAGAUCGGCGAGAUGCACGCCCGCCACGGCAACUCCCCACCGCCGGGCCGCGAGGAACGUCGGCGGUGGCGCGCGGCGCUCGACAAGCAGCUGCGCAAGAAGCUCAAGCUCAAGCCGGUGAUGCGCAUGAACGGCAACUACGCGCGGCGCCUCAUGACGGCUGAAGCGGUGGAGGUGGUGUGCGAACUGGUGCCCUCGGAGGAUCGGCGGCAGCUGCUGCGCGAGCUCGUGGGGCUCUAUCUGCAGAUGAAGCCCGUGUGGCGCUCCACCUGGCCAGCCCGUGAGUGCCCAGUCCAGCUGUGCCGCUACAGCUUCAACUCGCAGCGCUUCGCCGAGCUGCUCUCCACCGCCUUCAAGUACCGCUACGACGGCAAGAUCACCAACUACCUGCACAAGACACUGGCGCACGUGCCCGAGAUCGUGGAGCGCGACGGCUCCAUUGGCGCCUGGGCCAGCGAGGGCAACGAGUCCGGCAACAAGCUCUUCCGACGCUUCCGCAAAAUGAACGCCCGGCAGUCCAAGACCUUCGAGCUGGAAGACGUACUCAAGCACCACUGGCUGUACACAUCCAAGUACCUGCAGAAGUUUAUGGAGGCCCAUAAGAACUCAGCCAAGGCCCUGCAGGCCACUAUAAACCCAGAGGAGAUUGUGGACGACAGUGAUAUGUUACUGGAGGUUCCAGACUUCUAAGAGUCUGAGUUUCUAUGAAAUAUGUAGUAGUUAGGAAAGGGCCUUCAGUCAGUUGUUGACUUCUAGCGCCGAUGUGGAUUUUUAUUGGUGAUUUGUGAAAUGGGUUCACAGGAUUCUUUCUGUCUUGAUACAUUUCUUGUUCAGUAUUCAACAAUGGGUUUUAAUUUCAGACAUUUAAACGAUGCAAUAGAACACAUUCUGCUUCUUUAAAGUAAAUGAUGAUAAGCUUUAUAUUCCAUUCAGAGGUUCCAGACAGUUAAGAUAACUUCCUCUGUGUCACUAUAAGGGACUUCCACUUGCUCUCUCCAUCUGUGUUUGUAAAUGCAAAAUAAAUUGCUUUACGCUGAAGGUUGGAUCAGAAGGGAAUAGACUCCCUUUCUCCCCCUCGGCUUUUAAGAGGAGGAUUUUGAGACUUUUUAUCUUGGGCUUCACAUAAAAUAUGAGAGAGUUUAUUGUAUUGCAAGGUUAUGACACAUUCAUGAAUUUAUACAAAAGGAUUAUUUAUGGAAACAGAUGAAAAUGCUGUAAGUCACCGGGAGGAAAUUGUGUUAAGGGAGCCCACAUUUAUGAUAGCUGUAUUAAUUUAUCACUUGGGCUGAGGCGAAAUGGAAUUAGGGAAACUCAAAUUGUCUUAGUUUUGGGGGUGCUGGGGAAAAGGAUUGCUUUAGAGCUAUAUAUCUGGCUCCAGGGGUAAAGCAAUAGGGCAUGGAUGACUUUGAAAUACCCCUAUAUAUUUCCGCUCACUGGCACAGCGUAUGAGAGUGGCAACAAUUCUACCUCCAUUUCAGAAUAAAAGGACACAUUGACCUUCUACUAAAUCACAGUAAAGGAAAGCUCCAGACUACAAUUGCCAUACAAAGCCUGAGGAGGCACUUAGCUUUUCGGGGGGAAGGUAACUUCCUGAGUGGUACUGACGCAGUCUCACAUGUCGACACUAGAACUGGCACCAUGCCAAAGCACGCUCAUCUCCAAAGUUGUCUUAGCUUAAGACCUUUACCUUGUCUUUACUGUCUGAGAUGUCAUAUGCACAUUUCAGUGUAACGUGUACACAAAAUCUUUUGUAGACCUUCUUUUAUGUGUUGUUUUAACUCUGGUUUAAAUCUCAGAUUAUGUUACACUGUCUUCACUGAAAACAUCUCUGUAUUCUUAAUUGAUGUAUAUUGUAUUAUCUCUCUCAUACACACAUCAUAAUUGAUCUACAAGUACAAGUCACAUAUUGUUUUGAGACUUCAUAUUUUUUCAUAAGACAGCUGAUCUUAAAAACAUUGCGCAAAAAUCCAUUUAGCUAAUUUGACAUUACAUUUGACAUUUUAAUUUCUGAUUUUCUGUAUUACUGUUAUUCAGUAAUCAAUAUAAGAUGAUUUAUUGAUUAACUUCUGUAUUUCCUGUUUAAUUAAUUGUCAUUUUGAUAACAGUUGUUUUCAAUAUUUGUUGCUGCAAUUACUGACUGUAUGAUAUGGCAUGUAUAAUGUCAAGAC